AUGUAUACUUUUCAUUCUCACCCUGUAGGCAUCAUCGCUCUCAUUGCCCAUUGCGUUCAAUGCGCCAGCGCCCUUAUUGUCCUAGGGAUCACAGCCUGGGCAGUUCGCGGAACUAAGAAUCUAACUGUCAUUUUCACACUCGUCAUUUCUGUCUUGACACCGGUCUUUUUCGCUCUGUCAACCGGUGUCAGCUGCCUCGGAAGACGGCGAACACGGCCUCUUCCUCUAUUUUUGACGGAUCUCGUUCUUUCCUACCUAUGGCUCACGGCAUUCAUCUUCCUCGCGCAGAACUUCAACCAGGAGAGUUGCAAAGUGUCACGAUGGAACCGAGAAGUCGUUUGCAGUCGGCAAUAUGCGGCUGAAGCGUUUAGCUUCAUCGCCUUUUUUGUGUCAUUCUUGUGCCUCCUGCUAGAGUUCCUUUACGCCCAGUAUUACAACCCCGAAGAUUACAAUCCACCUACUUCCAUGGAGCAAACUCGGGCCAGGAACAACCUGCAGGGCAAUCUGGAAACCGCCGGUGUCAUAUAG
Molecule: messenger RNA, 528 nt
Organism: Penicillium diatomitis
Lineage: Eukaryota; Fungi; Ascomycota; Eurotiomycetes; Eurotiales; Aspergillaceae
Product: MARVEL domain-containing protein
Exons: 4
Coding region: 1-528 (175 amino acids)
Cellular component (GO): membrane
Source: RefSeq, a predicted model, not a curated record